Messenger RNA from Corythoichthys intestinalis (scribbled pipefish), 3370 nucleotides. It is a transcript of the gene prickle1a, whose product is annotated as prickle homolog 1a. Lineage: Eukaryota; Metazoa; Chordata; Actinopteri; Syngnathiformes; Syngnathidae. Bases 311 to 2863 code for a protein of 850 amino acids. The transcript has 8 exons. The record is from RefSeq and is a predicted model, not a curated record. Gene Ontology annotation, molecular function: zinc ion binding.
GGUUAAGGGGGGUUGGAUAUGGGGAAGUAGGAGAGGCAAGGGAAAGGCAUGGCCAUCUGGUUGUGCUCCUGCAUGCACACACACCUUUCAAACACCUCCAGUCCUGUGACAUGGUGCCGGGACUGUGCCAGCCACUCUGGUGGAAGCAGCUGACUACUGCCCUGGAAGAAGAGUGUUGAGGAUUAUAUGUAGUACAUAUGGAGCUGAGGAGUUGCAGAAGAAACUAGGACAGACAGCUGAUAAGAUCCCUUUUUCUGCUUGCCCUUGGAGAGCUGGCCCGAUCUGAGUCUAGUUUUAAAAAAGGCAUCUGAUGAGCCUGGCAAGUGCAACGGUGCCAACAUCAACGGCUGGCUUUCAAGGCGGGGCACGCCAGCGAGAGUUGAUCAUGGAGCAGAAAGUAAGCAAACUGACGUCUGGCUUCCAACGCAGUUCCACCUCAGAUGAUGACUCAGGCUGCGCGCUAGAAGAGUAUGCCUGGGUACCACCCGGCCUUCGCCCUGAGCAAGUCCAGCUAUACUUCUCUUGCCUGCCAGAGGACAAGAUUCCAUAUGUAAACAGUCCAGGAGAAAAGUUCAGGAUCAAGCAGCUACUCUACCAACUACCGCCACAUGAUAACGAGAUCCGUUACUGCCAGUCUCUCAGCGAGGAAGAGAAGAAGGAGCUGCAUAUGUUCAGCGUCCAGAGAAAGAAGGAAGCACUGGGGAGGGGCACACCGAAGCUGUUGCCCCGCAGUCGUGUGAACAGCAUUUGUGUGCAUUGUGGUGAGAGCAUCAACGGUGGCGAAAUGGUAGUAUUUGCAGCCAGAUCGGGUCCUGGAACGUGCUGGCACCCAGCGUGCUUUGCCUGCUCCACAUGCAAUGAACUGCUGGUGGAUUUGAUCUACUUCUUCCACAAUGGGAAGAUCCACUGCGGAAGGCACCAUGCAGAACUUCUCAAACCUCGCUGCUCAGCCUGCGAUGAGAUCAUCUUUGCUGAUGAAUGCACAGAGGCUGAAGGGCGUCACUGGCACAUGAAGCACUUUGCCUGUUUUGAAUGCGAGACAAUUCUGGGGGGCCAGCGCUACAUCAUGAAGGAUGGACGACCCUAUUGCUGUGGCUGCUUCGAGUCUCUGUACGCAGAGUACUGCGAGGCAUGUGGAGAACAUAUCGGUGUUGACAAUGCUCAGAUGACAUACGAAGGUCUCCACUGGCAUGCUACUGAGAGCUGUUUCAGCUGUGCUCAGUGUAAAAGCUCCCUAAUUGGCUGCCCCUUCCUACCACACCAGGGUCGUAUCUACUGCUCUAAGGCCUGCAGCCUCGGGGAGGAUGUGCAUGCAUCCGAUUCCUCUGACUCUGCCUUCCAGUCAGCACGUUCCCGUGAGUCACGUCGCAGUGUACGCAUGGGCAAGAGCAGUCGAUCGGCUGAUCAGUGCCGUCAGUCGCUCCUUUUCUCCCCUUCGGUCAACUAUAAGUUUCCUGGAUUUAGUGGAAACCCUGAAGACACCAUGACCAACAAGCUUGCCCACUUGAACCUAUCUGACGAGCAUUUCUGGAGAGUGCGUGGUGAAGAGAACGAGGCACCUGAGGAUCAAGGGGAAGAGUGGGCAGAGCAUGAAGACUACAUGACUCAAUUACUACUAAAAUUUGGUGAAAAUGGAGUUUUCAGACAAGCCAGUGACAACAGACCCACAGAUUUUUGGGUUGCAGAAAGUGAUGCAAAGUCAAAGCAGGAGUCAUUCAAAGCUGGUUGCAGUGGCGAAGGAAGGGGCAGUCUAGCUAGCAAGAAAUACCAAGCUGACAUGUACUGGGCCCAGUCCCAAGAUGGGCUAGGAGACUCGGCAUACGGUAGUCACCCGGGCCCAGCAAGCAGCAGGAAGAUCCAAGAACUUGAGCUGGACCAUGGAGCUGGACCAAGCAUGGGAGAUGAAUCGCAAUGGUACAGUGGUUCUUUGGAGUGCAUUGGUGACUUCAAAAAGAAUGAUCAGAGUGUUAGAGACUCCAUGGACUCACUGGCCCUCUCCAAUAUUACUGGGACCUCUGUUGAUGGUGAUAGUAAAGACAGACCUUUGGUCUACUCCAUGCAAGGUUUCCAUGAGCUUGAGACAGAAGACUGUGAAAAAACAAGUAACAUGGGAACACUCAACUCCUCCAUGUUACACAGGAGUACAAACUCACUGAAGAGCCUUGUUUCUGAGCAUGAAAUAGAGGAAAAUGUGGUCGAAAAAGAGGCCAUAUGUCUCCCAGAAGCGAGACCUAAAUCACAUGUCCCUGCCCUUCGAAGGUCACGUUCACAAGCUAGGCAGCAGCAAGUGAAAUUCUCAGAUGAUGUGCUUGACCGCUAUAGUGACCUUCAGGUGCGACCGCCCCCAAUGAGCGAACGGACUCGCCGCAAGGCUUUUAAUUUUGAGGAGCAGGGCCAAGAAAAUCCUUCUGGACGAAGCCAUCACCAUCACAAGAGGCGUCAUAGUCGCAAGUCACGCUCUGACAACGCUCUUAAUCUUUUGCCAAAAGAAAGGCCCAAAGGAGGUUAUGAAAUCGACCAAAGACUGAAUGCACAUGGUUUAAGGAGAGACCAUGGUUUCCAUGGACACCCACCGGCAGGCACCAUGUCAGAUUACAGGCUUCGGGGUUCAGCCAUGGGUAGGUUCUUGGAUCUAUGUGAGGACGUUGACGAUUGGUGCUCAACAUGCUCGUCCUCUUCAUCUGAUUCUGAAGAGGAGGGCUUUUUCCUGGGUCAGCCCAUUCCUCAGCCGAGGCCAUUUAGACAUUACUAUACUGAAGACUUGCCCAGCCCUGUUGCAGGCAUAUCCCCCCCUCCCUAUGGCCUAAGGACUAAAUCCAAAAAGAAGAAAGGACAUAAGGGUAAAAACUGCAUCAUUUCAUAGGCUAUUUCUCACCAUUGGGUUGUUCACCUCCUCUGCAACUGUCCAACAUUAUGAAUUUAAAGACCGUGAGACUGCCUCCUACUAAACGCUUGUCAAAUAUAUAUGACGUAUUGUCAGUGUACGCUUCUGUGGCAUUACAACCUGCUGGUAAAUUUGUUCCGUAUUUCAGAGUAUUGCAUAUUUAUAAAAAUACCAGUUAAAUAUAAUAUUAAAUGUAUAUAAUGUAGAGAUAAAAAAUGUGGCUAUUUUUAUACCGUUGGCUUAAUGACAUGCUUAUGUAACCAAACAGCAUUAACAUUAAACUAAUGGUAGAUUUUUUUUUUCCCCUCAAUGAAGGUGCAACACAUUUUGACUUGUGACCUCAUGUAUGCAAUGUAACUGGCUUGUGCAGCUCUGACAUACAAAAUCACGGUUUACUUUAGUGGUGGUCAAGUUUUAUUGUAAGCCAACUAUUGUCAUCUGUAUAAAUGUAUAAACUGAAGUAUAAGGUUAACAUAAUUGUAAUAA